GUUCUUUUAAAUAAAUGUGCAAACAAACUCUGCCUAUCAAAAGAGUCAAAGAGCGUUCAAUCAAGGAGGCUAAACAAAAAGUCGAUUAAUGGAGAAGCCUAUAUAAAAAUGGAGAGAUUGAUGCCAAUGGUCAAAAAAUUAAAUAUAGCCUAAAUAAAGCUGCCGAGAAGGUAGGAGUUCCAAAAAAGUCCUUAGAGGAUUACCGUUAUCUACUAAAGUAGGAAUCUAUCAUACUAUAUUUUAGGAAAGCCUAAGGUUUGGUUGAUUUCAAUAAUGUUGGAGACAAGAGGAUGGGGUUUUUGCGACUCUUGCUUAAAUAGAAAUAAUUAAUAAAAAAGAGAAUGUCCUAUGAUUACCAAAAUAUCUUUAUUGAUGAAAGAUCUCGGAUGCACGAACCAUAGCAUCAAAAUAAUUUUGUAGAUAUGAUUGUAGAAGGAGAUACAGUCAAGCAAUCUCGGGAUAAUGAGUAUUUUGAUUACUCAUAUGUCCUACCGCAUGUUUGCCCUACUAAUUAACAAGAUGAAGAAAAUUUUGAAAAGCAGGUUAAAACCACUAAUACUGAUUAAGAAUGUUAAAACAGACAAUAAAUUUUACAUUGA
Paramecium octaurelia is the source of this 599-nucleotide messenger RNA. The record is from the annotation of a GenBank genome assembly. Lineage: Eukaryota; Ciliophora; Oligohymenophorea; Peniculida; Parameciidae.